Fraxinus pennsylvanica is the source of this 306-nucleotide messenger RNA. The record is from the annotation of a GenBank genome assembly. NCBI's taxonomy places the organism in Eukaryota, Viridiplantae, Streptophyta, Magnoliopsida, Lamiales, Oleaceae.
AUGAGUGAAAUUGUGGGUGGAGCCAAUCCUCCUCUUCCAAUGCCUGCAACAGUUCCAUCAGAAUCAUCAAAAAGUGGUGGUGAUGAUGUUGCAAGGCCAAGAGAGGUAUUGGAGGAUGUAGGAUUAGUCCAAGAGAGUCUAGCAGCAAACGUGGUCUCGACUGCACAAGUUCUUGCCAGUGCGGUUCUGAAUAUUAGAGAUACUGAACUUAGUAGAUCUUUCUCUGAGAAAAACUGCAGUAGAAGAGAAGAUCUAAAGUGCAACAGGAGUCCAAAGAACUUCUCGACUAUACUCGAAAGGCAAUAG